AUGUAUUUCCAUUUUAACUCCACAAUCGAAAUCCAACACGAGCAAAGAACAUGUGCAGCCAUUUUACUUGCAUUGAUAAGCCUAGUUGGUGGAGCUGUGAAUGCUUAUAUAGCUUCUGGUUUCAUGUUUGGUAUUAAAUUCCGUGGAGGAUUCUUUAUUUUUUCGAUUUCAAAGGCGUUUUCCAAUAUUCUAACUUGCUCUUUGGUGUUUUUCUGGUUGGUUCCAGCAGUUUUUGCGAGAGACAAUUUAGUUUCUAACUACGUAAAUAUGUUGUUGAGUCAAUUAUUGCUUUUUGGACUUUAUAUACAAGGAACCUUAACGCAAUGCUACCUGGCAUUGAACAGAUUUGCAACAAUAUGCUUUGUUGGCAGUGUGAAAAGAGAAAAUGCUGAUAUGAUUGCACUGGGAGUAUUAACUUCAUGGUUUGCAGCAAUUAUUUGGACACUUUUAGGUUAUCCAGAAUGCACUUGCUACUUCUCAUCUGAACACCUCACUUUCAUAUACUUCGACGAUUGCCACAUCGCAAACUACCAACUUCAGCUCUAUUGUGCCUUUGUUCUAAUGAUGAUUUUCAAUAUGCUCAACGUCAUCAGUUUCCUCAUUAUUUGUUGUGGCGGAGCGAAAUCUGUAAGCUUCUCAUGCCGUAAUGCACCACGUAGAAAACAAAGAAACGCAAAAAUGUUUAUUCAGUGUAUGGCUCAAUCAUUGCUCUAUAUCAUAGAUGUCUUCUUGAUCUCAUCUCUUCAUUCUGGAUCAUUCGGAGACAUUCUUGUUGCGCUUCCUUCUAUGGCAUUCUUGGCUCUGUUCGAUGGAUUAAUCAUGCUUCUGUGCAAUAAUGACAUUCAGCCAGCUUGUAUUGCUUCGAAAAAUCUUCAGAAGAAGAGCUCAGUCAUUUCAAUUUCAGCUAGUGAUUUCCGAUAA
Molecule: messenger RNA, 921 nt
Organism: Caenorhabditis elegans
Lineage: Eukaryota; Metazoa; Nematoda; Chromadorea; Rhabditida; Rhabditidae
Gene: srx-95
Product: 7TM GPCR serpentine receptor class x (Srx) domain-containing protein
Exons: 8
Coding region: 1-921 (306 amino acids)
Source: RefSeq, marked reviewed